Messenger RNA from Phaedon cochleariae (mustard beetle), 3135 nucleotides. The record is from the annotation of a GenBank genome assembly. Lineage: Eukaryota; Metazoa; Arthropoda; Insecta; Coleoptera; Chrysomelidae.
GUUCUGCUGGUGGGGAGGUUGGUUUAUUAUAAAUCUAUUUUCACUGUAAUUUGAAUUGAUUUUAAAGUUAUAUCGUAAAACAAGCCUCGAAGUAUUGAAAUAGUUCUAUUUAUCAACUGUAUGCUACUUAUCAUCAUAGUGUACCGAUUUAGUCACAAAUAUCGGUACAUCUCUCCACUUUUUCCACCCUCUGGAUAUGGCUGGAGAGGCUAGUCACAGAAAAAAAGGAAAAUUGAGUAGACAGGAAUCCAGUAGAUCUGGAAAAGUCCCAGAAAUAGAGCUCGACAGACCUGCGGCAGGAGUCAGUACUCAGGAUAAAACCAGGACUGGAAUAAGGGUGUACAAAAUAGUGGUUUUGGGUGAUGGUGGUGUUGGCAAAUCAGCUGUAACACUGCAGUUCGUCAGUCACAGUUUCCUGGAUUAUCAUGAUCCCACUAUAGAGGAUUCCUAUCAACAACAAGCUGUUAUUGAUGGAGAACCCGCUCUGCUGGAUAUUCUGGAUACUGCUGGACAGGUUGAAUUUACAGCUAUGAGAGACCAAUACAUGAGAUGUGGAGAAGGUUUUCUAAUCUGUUACAGUGUGACAGACAGGCACAGUUUUCAAGAGGCUUUGGAAUAUAGGAAGUUGAUCCAAAAAGUCAGGGCUUCAGAGGAUACUCCUUUGGUACUUGUGGGGAAUAAAUUUGAUCUCCAUGUACAGAGGAAAGUUACUACAGAAGAGGGAAAAACGUUGGCCAGGCAGUUCGGCUGCCCCUUCUACGAAACAUCAGCCUGUCUUCGCACCUACGUCGACGACGCCUUUCACACGCUGGUGCGCGAAAUAAGGCGGAAGGAGAGGGAAAAUAAGAUCGGGCCGUACGGCUCGGAGCACCGGCCGCGCGGCCACAGCAAAUGGUGGCGCCUGCGCAGCAUCUUUGCGCUGGUAUUCAAGCGCAAGCGGCAGAAUUUCGGGUCGUAAGCGCCAGGCGAGUGGAGGUAUUAUGGGGAUGAUCGUGAAAGAAAUAUUUCUUUGUACUAAAGUGUUCCUUCACCUUUUUUUUUUUCACUAGGAAAUCCAAUGUCACACUUGAGGAAUUUAAUAUUUCUUUUAGUUGUUAUUCUUUGUCUUUCACACGCUGGUGCGCGAGAUGAGGUGGAAGAAGAGGGAGAAUAAGAUGGGGUCGUACGGCUCGGAGCACCGGCCGCGCGGCCACAAAAAGUGGUGGCGCCUGUGCAGCAUCUUAGCGAUGAUGGUGUUCAAGCGCAAGUGGCAGAAUUUCGAGUCGUAGGCGCUAGAUUCACUAGAUGGUAUUAUAGUUAGAUAAGAGUUUGGACACAGAAGCGACAACUGUUGGUGUUUUUGAAUUUAAACUAUUGAGAAAAAAGCAUGAAUGAAAAUGUCCUGCUAUGUAAUGGAUUGCGGGAAUUCUGAAGGGAAUGGCGAUUUCAUUUCUUUGAUUUUCUAAAGGAAAUAUCCGGAAAUAUCAGCCUUUUCCUUAUGGAAGGAAUGUAUAAAAGGGUCUGGAUGGAAAAUUAAUUUGAAGACAGGCAAAAUUUGUGAGGUGAGUCCUUUGAUUUACAAAACAGACUUAUGAAAAAAAUGCCAAUAUCAUCACAAAAUGCGAAACUUGUUAGAUGAAUUGAUUGCAAAACUACGUAAUAAAAAAUUUGAUAACGAAACUGAGGAAAUCAAGUUAAUUGCAACGUGAUAUAAUAUCAUUGAAUUGCGUUUUCAAUACAGACCAAAUUGAAAAAUUAUCAGUAAAAAGUGAAUGCAGCAAAAGCUGAAAAAUCAAAACAAUCUUCAUGUUUUAAUCUUUAUCACCCGGGUACAGUUUUACAUACAAUAAGGAACUAGCUAUAAGUAUAUCCAUAUGUGUCUAUUUUGUCAUAUUGAAAUGUUGUUACAUGAAUUUUUUUUAUUUUUCUAACUAUAUGGUUCUGCGAAAAGUGUAUCACUAUAUAAAUUGAAGUGGGUGUUUAAACAUAUUUCUAUUUUCCAUCUACGACAAUGAUUGAUUUGACAGAAAAUGUAACCUCUAAAAUCGUAUCUGACAAUCAGGCGCUACUAGGGAAAUUGAAAAGACGCCAACAACUUCAACACUUCUGAGCGGUUUGUUUUGAUGAUAUGACCAAUAAGCACAAACAAAAAUCAUAAUUAUGUGAACCAAUGAAAACAAAGUAAAAAGGCCGCUUCGACAACUUUCAAGAACUCCGAUAGGUGGCGUACGCUUAUUUUCUAUCGCGAAUAUAAAGAAUAGAAAAGGACAGAAGUUCAGCUGUGUCCGAACUCUUUUACUUGAGAGUCCAAUUAUUCUAUUAUUUAUUAUUAUUUGUUGUCUGCCACACGCUGGUGCAGGAGAUAAGCAUAGAAAUCGUAUUAUAUAAUAGGGACACUAGAAUGACAAUGCAAUAAAUUAAAAGUGUGGCAAAAGGUAUAUGAGCCGAUCUUUAAUGCAGAAUUAGGUUCAUUUUGAACAGUGCUGGUUUGAGGAAAAUCAUUGUACUGAAUAAGAAAAAAUUUCAACAUUUAAACUCACAUAAACAAUGGUUCAAAAAUUGGUCUGUUUCAACCAACUGGUGGACCUUACAUCUUUCUCUGCCAAAGUGCCUAUUCUAUGGUAACAUUCCAAUCUUAAUAAUUAUGUGACUAACCUUUCAUGAUGAAUAUAAUCAGUCCUCAGGUACAGUUGUGGGACUGAAUUUGAUUUUACAUACAUCCUAUUUCUCUUAGAAUAUACCUAUAUAUUCUGGACGGAAAUGUUUACUGGGAAUAGCAUUUUCAGCAAUAAAAGCAACAUAUAACAUAUAUCUGGUUUUAGUUGAUCCAAAAUUUGAUUAGCACUUGUUCUAUCAUGAACUUAAUAAUCAUCAGCCGUUAAGUUUAUAUACUCAUAAGAUAUUUCUUCAACUUUUGAUCAAAUAAUUUGCUGUUACAUUCUUUUAUUUCAACAGGCAGUUGAUUAUAAUAAUAUAUAUGAACAGCUUUAAAGCAAAUGGUUUUUUCCAUCCAUAGAUGCAUUGGGUUAAGACUGACUAACCGCAUUAUAUCUUUACGGCAGUGAGUAUAUAAUUUUUUAGUCUUUAUUUUGAAGUGUCUUUUCUUGUUUCACCAAUUUAUCACAGGCUGGAAACCAAAUCCUUACGGUCUUGUAC